This is a messenger RNA of Lecanosticta acicola, 5545 nucleotides long. The record is from the annotation of a GenBank genome assembly. Lineage: Eukaryota; Fungi; Ascomycota; Dothideomycetes; Mycosphaerellales; Mycosphaerellaceae.
AUGGCGGAGGAUAAUCCAGAGCUGCAGGCGCGGCUGGCGCAGCUGGACCAUGAAUUGGAAGAAGGCGAUAUCACGAAGAAGGGGUACGAGAAGAGACGAACGAUGAUCCUGUCGCAAUAUUUGUCCAGAGAGCAGCUGGAACAUGCGGGCGUCAAUGUGAAUGACGGGCAGAGUCUCUACUCGGCAGAAGGCGGCGGGCAUGCGAGGGUGAGUAGCUCUGGGAGUAUACCGGCCGGUCCCUUCACGCAAGACUACAGCUCUUCUGCUGAAGGACCGUACAGCCCAUACGGAGGGGUUGGCGCACCUCCGCCUGCGUUAACACCUGGAUACGAUGCGGGACCACCGAGUCAAGUCGCGCGCUUUCAAGAGCAGCAGUUGGGCUUCAGACCGCAGCAGAGGCAGCCUUCUGUGGGAGGGCUACGACCAGAUGAGGGCCCGAGCAGACCUGGUAGUCGAGGAAGCCGGUACAGUUCGAAUCAGGGCACGAUGGUCAGCACAGACUAUGCCUUCAACCCCGACAUGAAAGGUGGAUUUAGCGAUGCAGGCAGCAGGAGGAGCACCAUGAUGCUGGAUCAGCAAGGAUACUUCUCCGAUUUCACGGGACAACAGAUGGAGGACCAGCGGCCACGCGAGAGCUAUGGAGGGCCGCAACGCUAUAGCAUGGGGGAGGCUUUCUCGCCAACCGCAAUGAUUCCUCCCCCACUCAUGGGCGACGAUAUCUCGGUUGCCCCUGUUCAUCAGCUACCUCUGGAACCUCGAGAUGUGCCUUUUGCGGUAUAUGACCCGCACAACAACAACAUUCCGAUGUCCAAAUUCGAUAAUAUAGGUGCAGUCCUUCGUCAUCGAGGGAAGAUGCAAGCACGGCAGCCGGCCUACUGGGUUUUGGAUCCCAAAGGAAAGGAGACAGCUUCGAUUACCUGGGACAAGCUCACGUCGCGAGCUGAGAAGGUCGCACAGGUCAUUCGUGACAAGUCGAAUCUGUAUCGAGGCGAUCGCGUGGCACUGGUGUAUCGAGAUACAGAGGUGAUCGAGUUCGCAAUCGCACUACUGGGCUGCUUUAUCGCUGGCGUUGUUGCAGUUCCGAUCAACAAUGUGAACGACUACCAAAAGCUGUCCCUACUUCUUACUACCACUCAAGCGCAUUUGGCGCUCACGACAGACAACAAUCUUAAGGCCUUCUCGCGUGAUAUCUCGAACCAAAGAUUAAAGUGGCCUACAGGAGUGGAGUGGUGGAAGACAAACGAGUUCGGAUCGUAUCAUCCUAAGAAGAAGGAUGCGGAGGCUCCCUUACAAGUACCCGAUCUAGCCUACAUCGAGUUCUCACGAGCGCCGACAGGCGACUUGCGAGGCGUGGUCUUGUCGCAUAGAACGAUUAUGCACCAGAUGGCUUGUCUGUCGGCAAUGGUGUCGACAAUACCGGCAUCUGAGAACGUAGACACAUUCAACUCGACACUGCGCGCAUCAGAUGGACAGUAUGUUGUCCCUCGGAUGGGCCGCAAUGAGGUUAUAAUGUCGUAUUUGGACCCUAGAGAAAGCUGCGGAUUGAUUCUGGGAGUGCUGCUGGGUGUCUAUGGUGGGCAUACAACCGUGUGGUUCGAAAGCAAGACCGUCGACACACCUGGAAUGUACGCGCACCUCAUUUCAAAGUACCGAGCAACUUUCAUGGUUGCAGACUAUCCGGGACUCAAACGGGCUGCGUACAAUUAUCAGCAGGAUCCAAUGGCGACGCGGAACUUUAAGAAGAACAUGGAGCCUAAUUUCUCGUGUGUGAAGCUCUGUCUUAUCGACUCCUUGACGGUCGACGCAGAAUUUCACGAGAUCUUGGCGGAUCGCUGGCUCAAGCCUAUGCGCAAUCCAAGAGCAAGAGAGCUGGUGGCCCCGAUGCUCUCAUUACCUGAACAUGGUGGCAUGAUUAUCUCCGUUCGCGAUUGGCUUGGGGGCGAAGAGCGCAUGGGAUGUCCAUUGACCAUCCAGUAUCAAGACGGCGAGGACAGCGACGAAGCGCCUAGCAGCCCAACUACAGCAAACGGAUAUACCAGCUUGCUUGACGGCUCCAAUAGUGAGAAGAAGAUGAAAACUCGAAAGCGGAGUCGAAACGAGACCAGCGAAGUUCUUUUGGACAAAGAGAGCUUGAAGACUAAUGAGGUGGUUAUCAUCGCUAUUGGCGAUGAUGCUCGCAAACGGGCGAACGAGCCGGGUACUGUUCGCGCAGGCGCGUUCGGAUAUCCCAUACCAGACGCGACUCUUGCGAUCGUAGAUCCAGAGACAAACCUACUUUGUGCGCCGUUCACUGUUGGCGAGAUCUGGGUUGAUUCCCCAUCCCUAUCAGGCGGCUUCUGGGCACUGCCAAAACACACCGAGACCAUCUUCCACGCGAGACCUUAUCGAUUCGUCGAGGGCAGUCCCACACCUGUGCUUGUCGAGCCAGAGUUCCUUCGGACUGGUCUUUUGGGCUGCGUCAUUGAGGGCAAGGUCUUCGUUCUGGGUCUCUACGAAGAUCGGAUACGACAGAGAGUGGAGUGGGUCGAGCAUGGCGCGUAUGAAGUUGAGCAUCGUUACUUCUUCGUGCAGCAUCUGGUUGCGAGUGUCAUGAAGACGGUGCCGAAGAUCUACGACUGUUCGGCUUUCGAUGCCCAUGUGAACGGCGAGUACCUGCCAAUCAUCCUUAUUGAGACGCAGGCCGCGAGCACGGCACCCACGACUACCGGAGGGCCACCGCGGCAGCUGGACAUUCCCUUCCUGGAUUCGCUUAGCGAGCGGGUGAUGGAGGUCCUGUAUCAGGAACACCACUUACGAGUUUACUGUGUUAUGAUGACAGCGCCCAAUACAUUACCUCGCGUGGUCAAGAAUGGACGCAGAGAGAUCGGAAAUAUGCUUUGUCGUAAGGAAUUCGACAACGGCAAUCUUCCGUGCGUGCACGUCAAAUUUGGGGUCGAGCGCGCUGUGCAGAAUCUGCCACUCGGCGAUGACCCUGCUGGCGGCAUCUGGUCACCGUUGUCCAGUCAGAUCCGGCAAGAUAUGCUUGCCAUGCACUCGGACAAGCAGUACUCUGGCGUCGAUCACAGAGAGGUUGUUAUAGACGACAGGACCAGUACUCCGCUGAACCAGUUCAGCAAUAUUCAUGACCUGAUGCAAUGGCGAGUGUCGCGACAGGCAGACGAACUCUCGUAUUGCACCAUUGAUGGCAGAGGUAGAGAAGGCAAGGGCGUGACCUGGAAGAAAUUCGACUUGAAGGUAGCUGCUGUGGCAACUUACCUGAAGAACAAGGUCAAGGUGCAACCUGGCGAUCACCUUCUGAUGAUGUACACGCAUUCUGAAGACUUCGUGUGGGCCACACACGCUUGCAUCUGCUUGGGUGCCAUCUGUGUGCCCAUGGCGCCGAUCGACUCAAACCGGCUGAACGAGGACGUUCCGGCAUUACUGACCAUGAUUGCCGACUUCAGGAUCAAGGCGAUAUUGGUCAAUGCUGAGGUUGACACUCUACUCAAGCAGAAGGCGGUGAAUCAGCACAUGAAGCAGACUGCGCUCAUUCUGAAGGUCAACAUUCCAUCUACUUAUAACACCACAAAGCCGCCCAAACAGUCGCAUGGCUGCAGGGAAUUGGGUCUUACGAUUCGCCCAGCAUGGAUUGCGCCUGGAUACCCGGUGGUGAUCUGGACGUACUGGACGCCUGAUCAGCGGCGCAUUGCUGUACAGCUUGGACAUAACACUCUGAUGGCGCUAUGCAAGGUCCAAAAGGAAACCUGCCAAAUGACUUCGACAAGACCUGUACUGGGUUGUGUGAGAAGUACAAUGGGCCUUGGAUUCCUCCACACCUGCCUGAUGGGAAUUUUCCUCGCCACACCCACAUAUCUCGUCUCGCCUGUGGACUUUGCUGGCAAUCCGAAUGUGCUCUUCACGACAUUGGCGAGGUACAAGAUCAAGGAUACCUACGCAACGAGCCAGAUGUUAGAUCACGCAAUGGCGCAUUCAGCUGGCAAAGGCGUGCAUUUGCACGAAUUGAAGAAUCUGAUGAUCGCUACGGAGCAGCGACCGAAGGCAGACGUGUACCCACGAGUCCGCCAAGCAUUUGCGCAGUCAGCACUCGAUGGGACGGCGAUCAACACCAUCUACAGCCACGUCCUGAAUCCGAUGGUGGCAAGCAGAAGUUACAUGUGCAUCGAGCCGAUCGAGCUGUACCUGGAGCCGACUGCCCUUCGAAGGGGCCUGAUCGUACCGGUAGAUCCUGAUCAGGAGCCAUUCGCUUUGCAGGUGCAGGACUCGGGAAUGGUGCCUGUCAGCACACAGAUCAGCAUUGUCAACCCCGAGACAAACAGAUUGUGUCUUGUCGGCGAGUAUGGUGAGGUUUGGGUACAGUCGGAGGCCAAUGCCCACUCGUUCUACGGUUCCAAGGAUGCGUUCGAUGCCGAACGAUUCAACGGACGGACAGUUGACGGCGAUCCGGCAGUACAGUACGUACGAACAGGAGACCUUGGAUUCCUACACAGUGUCAGUAGGCCUAUCGGACCCGGUGGCAACAUGGUGGAGAUGCAGGUACUGUUUGUGCUUGGGAGCAUUGGUGAGACGUUCGAAGUCAAUGGACUGGAGCACUUUCCAAUGGAUGUCGAGGCGAGCGUCGAGAAAUGCCAUCGAGCGCUCGUCAGGGGCGGAUGGUGAGUGAUUCCCGGUCCUUGUUUGACGUUAUAUGCUAACAACCAACAGUGCAAUCUUCCAAGCUGGCUCGCUUCUCGUCCUCGUUGCUGAGGUCAGGACACGCGCUUUCCUCGCCUCCCUUGUCCCCAUCAUCGUCAACACGGUGCUUAAUGAGCACCAGCUGGUUCUCGACAUUGUUGCAUUUGUAGCGCUGGGUGACUUCCCGCGAUCGAGACUUGGUGAGAAGCAACGCGGCAAGAUUUUGGCCAAUUGGGUGAGCCGCAAGAUGCGCACGAUUGCUCAAUUCAGCAUCCGUGAUCCAGACGCAGAAGGUAGCAUUGGAACUAUUGUACCUGAAGAACACCUCCAUCGACGGGGCAGCGGCAUCAGCGACCGGCCACCAGGAGGUGCACCAAGCUUACGCGCGGGCGAAAGCGGACUUCGACAUGUGGAAAGUGUCACGCGAUUGCCCGUGACGGAAGAGAAUCCUGGUCGUGAACAUGAAAACAUGUUGACUGUGCAAACGACCUUGCACUCCGGCACAGAGACCGUACACAGUCCCGCGGAGACGACGAGAAACGACGACACCCCCACGACCGAGACGCCGCGCCCGUUGGUUUUGAACACGACAUUGGAUUACUCGCCUAUCGAUCCGUACGCGCAAGAGACACCACAGGAGAUUGAGUACACCCAUCCGCGCUCAACAUGGGAAGAUGAUGGACAUUAUCCACCGUCCCAUGGAUAUCCGGAUUAUCCAUCUCACCAUCAGCAAUAUGAGCCCGAUUCGCCGGGUUCGCCGGUCGAUAUGCCGCAACCCUUGGGUGGGUUACGGAUUGCGAACCGCACGAGUGCCGUGAGCGAUGACUGGGGCGAGGAGGCUCUUAGGCAGAUGAACCUCGGAGAUCGAUCGUAG